UGUUGGUCAUUUCCCUCGCAUUGAGUGCGCUCUCCUAGGGUUCGUAUGAAAUCGAGGCGCUGGCUCGUCUAGGGUGUCGUAGUCUCAGGGUGGAGGCUAGAAUCUCCUGGCGGUGGCGUUGCGGCAGGGUAUAAUGGCAGGCGACGAGAAAGAUCGAUCGAUUGUUCCCUUCAGCCGCGCGGCGCUCGAUGGCGAGGCUCGAUUCAGGCAGUGCUGCGAGGCAAGGCUCGCUUUGGAUGAAAUACGCAUGGAGAAAGCUGUGGCGCUGUUUCGCGCAAUCACAUCGCUCAAGGAUUCGUCCGUGCUCGGUGGCUCGGCAGAUGAGGCCGAGCGUAUUUGGAUGGCAUGCAUUCUAUAUGUCUUGAAGAAGCUGGAUAGGAAUGAAACUCACACCUUUACGGUGUCGCAAGUUCUUCGUGCGACCAAUGUGAGUAUUGUCGAGUUUUUCAGGGAGCUUCCACAGUUCUUAGAAAAAUGCACGGCAACUCUGAAUGACCUUUACGGGGUAGAGUUCCAGGAACAUCUUCAGGCUAAGGAAGACCAAGCAACCUUCGUGCACUUGAUGGUUCUGUUCAAUCACUACAAUAGGAAUUAUCUGGAUUACUUUAAGCCGCAAAUGUUAAGUGAUGGGACGAGCACUGGUCAGCAACAUUUUGGCUGGUUUUUCUUCCUGGCUGUGCGGAUGCGCGUCCUCGGGCAAUUUCCUGAUCUUGUUACGUGUACGAACGCGCUUCUGGGUGUCAUUGUCGUCAUGAUUGUUCAUAUGCCGGUGUCGUUGCGAUCCUUUUCAUUGGAGAAUACGUCUCUCUUUCCGAAAAGGGAUGACAAGGGGGUGAACCUUGUAGCGUCUAUCUCCAGCGUCGGAGAUGCUUGUGAAGGUGAUGUUAUGUCGAUGCUCCAAAAGAUUCAAGAAAUGAUUCCGACCGUUUUCCCAAGUCUAUCCGGCAUAGGCGACUCCAGUGCUGUUAGCAACCUGCAAGGUUUCAAUUGUGACGGCAUAUUGUAUUUUGAGGGCCUGCUCGAAGACCAUAUGCUAGGCACACAUCUGCAAAUUCUGGAGAGGCUGUGUGAAGUUGUGGAAGGCGGAACAGUUAAAAUGCCAACGCCAUCGUCAUCUGAAGCAGUUAGAAUGCCGCCGCCGACACCUGUUAGCGUAACUAUGACGACAGCAAAGUGGUUACGGACCGUUAUAGCACCAUUACCCGCCGAACCAAGUAUAGAAUUACUAGAUUACCUCAAGUCGUGUGACCGAGACAUAACGGAAGAGGUGACGCACAGGGGCAAAGCGUUACUGGAAGCAAUAUUUCCCGUUUAUCCCCAAGGCAGCUGGAGGGCCACUCUCCACAGCAGUGGGAGCUCGGAAUGGACCGUACAAAGAAGAUCGGAGGCCUCGAAGCUUUACUACAGAGUUCUAACGGCGCUUUGUCGGGCCGAGUUCCUGAGACUUCAGAGCAAGAAUUUGACAUCGGUGCUGACAAGCGAGAAGUUUCACCGGUGCAUGCUGGCCUGCUCUGCUGAGUUGGUCCUUGCGGCACACAAGACCAUCAUUCUGGCGUUUCCUGCUGUUUUGGAACCGACUGGCAUAACUGCGUUCGACUUGAGCAAGGUGAUAGAGUCUUUCGUAAGGCACGAACCAACUUUGCCAAGGGAGCUGAAACGACAUUUAAACUCUAUCGAGGAACGGCUUUUAGAGAGCAUGGCCUGGGAGAAGGGGUCGUCGAUGUAUAACUCGCUGGUGGUUGCUAAGCCCAGGUUCGCACCUGACAUACGACGUCUGGAACUUAUCAGUGAACCAUUGCGAACGUUGGAACCGUUGAUACCGUCUUAUUCGCAAGGAGGGACGUCCAAAGGGGAAGACAUGGCAGCUGAAUCAAAUUCACCGACCGAGGCUAUGCAUGAGAUCGUAAUGGUCGUGUUCUUUCAGAAGGUGUUGAAGCUCGCCGCUAGCCGAAUCAAAGUUCUCUGUGAACGCCUUAUGCAGCCUAGUUUCGUCGUGGAGCACAUUUUCCAGGUUGUUGAGUACGCUCUGAAUCGGACAACUAUCUUUUUCAACCGGCACAUUGAUCAAAUUCUACUGUGUAGCACGUAUGGCGUAUGCAAGGUCUUGAGCCUUAACGUCAGCUUUAAAGACAUUAUAUUCCAGUACCGGAAGCAGCCUCAGAGCCGAAAUCAUGUUUUCAAGAGUGUUUAUCUCAAACACCGGGGAGGGAUUGCCGAGACGGGAGAUAUAAUCAAAUUUUACAAUACUGUUUUUGUUCCUGCUGUGAAGUCAUUUUUAGUGACAAUCGCUCCACCUUCGGUGUCUAUGACUGCAAGCCAAAGUGAUGUGGCAGACGAAAACACAGCGCCUAACUCACCUCCACGGCCAUCUGUCCUCCCAGCCAUUCCCGACAUGUCUCCGAGAAAAGUAUCUGCCAGGCACAAUGUGUAUGUCUCCCCUCUUCGAAAUACAAAGGUUGAAAACAUCAUGUCCCCACACUCAAAAAGUUUGUAUGCUUGUGUUGGCGAAAGUACUCACGCAUACCAAAGCCCUUCGAAAGAUCUUACUGCAAUUAACUGUCGCUUAAAUUCGUCAAACGGGCGAAGGCUUGAUUUCCUGGGGCCAUCUAUGAUCAGUGACUCUUUUGUUAGUGGAGCCUUAACCAACAACACUGAGGCGGCAGCCAACGCCCCGAACAACGAUGCGAACGUCGAUCAAGGCGUACCAAACGACAACCAAAGUCCAAUUCCAGAUCCUCAGUCUCCUCCAGGGAAACGUCCGAGGCUCGAAUAAUUUUGAACUCAAAAGAGACGAUAUUAUGUACAAGAUUUCAACGGACACGUGCACCUUCACAUAGUCUCGGCAAUACUCUUUAGUGAGGGCCUCCAUGGCUUCGCAAUCGACAUGCCCAUUCCUAGCUCACGGGCAUCUGGAAAGGUUUGGAACUGCACAACGAGGAAGGAACAGAAUCAUAUGGUGGA
This is a messenger RNA of Selaginella moellendorffii, 2961 nucleotides long. Its product is annotated as retinoblastoma-related protein. Lineage: Eukaryota; Viridiplantae; Streptophyta; Lycopodiopsida; Selaginellales; Selaginellaceae. Gene Ontology annotation, biological process: negative regulation of G1/S transition of mitotic cell cycle; regulation of transcription by RNA polymerase II; cell differentiation. The transcript has 16 exons. Gene Ontology annotation, molecular function: RNA polymerase II transcription regulatory region sequence-specific DNA binding. The record is from RefSeq and is a predicted model, not a curated record. Gene Ontology annotation, cellular component: chromatin; nucleus; transcription regulator complex. The coding region runs from base 134 to 2773 and encodes 879 amino acids.